Messenger RNA from Drosophila gunungcola (fruit fly), 668 nucleotides. It is a transcript of the gene EbpIII, whose product is annotated as ejaculatory bulb-specific protein 3. NCBI's taxonomy places the organism in Eukaryota, Metazoa, Arthropoda, Insecta, Diptera, Drosophilidae. Bases 172 to 552 code for a protein of 126 amino acids. The transcript is spliced from 2 exons. The record is from RefSeq and is a predicted model, not a curated record.
CACAGGCUUACACUGCGGUGUGAGUAUUACACUUGAAGUUCAAUCGCAAGUUUGCCCAGGUAUAAAAGCCAACUUCAUAGAAAUAUUUCUCAGUCAGUUCCAGCAGCUGCAUUGCCUCACAUCAUCUACUUCGUGUCGAGUCUAUAAGUCGAGCUCCAUUGCAAACUCAAAAUGAAGAUGAUACUUGCGCUCUUUGUCCUUGGAGUCGUCCUGGUCGCCGCCGAGGAUAAGUACACCACCAAGUACGACAACAUCGAUGUGGACGAGAUCCUGAAGUCGGACCGCCUGUUCGGCAACUACUUCAAGUGCCUGGUGGACACCGGAAAGUGCACGCCGGAGGGUCGGGAGCUGAAGAAGUCGCUGCCGGACGCUUUGAAGACGGAGUGCAGCAAGUGCAGCGAGAAGCAGCGCCAGAACACCGACAAGGUCAUCCGCUACAUCAUCGACAACAAGCCGGAGGAGUGGAAGCAGCUGCAGGCCAAGUUCGAUCCCGAGGACAUCUACAUCAAGCGCUAUCGCGCCACCGCCGCCGAAUCCGGCAUCAAGGUGUAACUCCCGAAAGUCCCGGAAUCAAUUCGUUAUACGCAAUGUUAAUUAGGUCUAUGUACACAUCUGUUCAUCAAAAUUAUUUUUACGAUCGUGCGCCGAAUAAAGAGAUUUGUUUUGUA